CUGUAUGUCAUCGUAUUACAACUAUUGAUUAUUAAAGUCGAUAUCAGUAGAGAAAUUCGUUGUAUAGAAUCAGGUCAGCGAUACGAGAAUUAAACAGGAAGUUUUAACUUGUAAUCGCAGGUAUAAGCAAAAUAUAUCGGAAUGUCUAGUGAUAAUACGUUCAUUGUGGCUGCUUUCGAUUUUGGAACCACUUACAGCGGAUAUGCGUUCUCCCUCAAAGACAGUCCGACUGACAUAAAAACAAAUGAAAAAUGGUAUGCCAGCUCUGGUCUGCUUGUCUCCCUGAAAACACCAACGUGUGUACUUCUCAACGAGGCUGGCGAGUUUCUCUCGUUCGGAUUCGACGCGGAAGAACAAUAUUAUUCUCUGACAGGCGAAGAAAAGCACCACCGAUGGAGACUGUUUUCACGGUUUAAGAUGGCCCUGCACAAUGAAAAGGUUAUAUCCCACUCAACUACAAUUGAGGAUUUACAAGGAAAACCGCAUCCAGCAAAGCCAAUAUUUACCAUGAGCAUCCGCUAUCUUCAACAACAUCUGUUGAAAACGUUAGAAUUAAGAUACACGGUGAUAAAGGAGUCUGAUAUCAAGUACAUCAUCACGGUUCCAGCUAUCUGGGGAAUCGCUGCAAAACAGUUCAUGAGGGAGGCCGCCAUCGAGGUACACAAUAUACAAAACGAGGCAGGUAUUGACAGCAAACGAUUGAAACUUGCGCUAGAGCCGGAGGCAGCUGCCAUCUGGAGUGAGUCACUAGGCCAUACGUUGGAAGACCAAAAGUUUCUUGUUGUAGACAUAGGAGGAGGAACUGCUGAUAUCUCUGCUCAUCAGAAAAUGUCAGAUGGCUCAUUAAAGAACAUCCACGCUCCAAGUGGAGGGCCGUGGGGAGGUAUAUAUGUAGAUGAAAACUUCUUGAAAUUUAUAAGAAGUAUAUUUGGAGAGAAUUCUCUUGAAAGUCUUAAAAGUGAUGAUAUGUACGACUUCAUUGAGAUUCUUCGCGACUUCGAAAUGAAGAAGAGGUAAUUCAAAUUUGAUUCUAAUAAUGGCAUAAUCUUUCGCAUUCCGAUUGCGCUGAAAGCCUUUGCGGAAAAGCAUUUCCAUCUGUCCUUAUUGGAUCGACUGAAAUCACUGAAUUACGGCGACAAAGUGUAUCUAAGAAGCCAAGACAAACUUGGAGUAAACUCAUCAGUCAUGCAAAGGUGGUUCGCAGAGCCAGUCUCAGAGAUGGUGGAACAUAUUCAAAAUAUAAUUCAAGAAGAAAGAAAUAAAGACCUAAGUCUAAUUAUAUUAGUUGGAGGGUUUGCGGAGAGUCCCUACGUUCAACAAAGGAUACAAGAAGCGCUACCAGACAAACGGCUAAUAGUGCCUGGAGAGGCGGGUUUGGCCGUGCUCAAGGGAGCCGUGAUGUUUGGACACAAACCUGAUAUCAUAUCAUCAAGGGUUAUGGAUUACACGUACGGGAUAAAUGUGCGUGCUCACUAUCGAGAGAAUUUAUAUCCAGUGGAGAAGAAGGAAUUCAUCGAUGGUGAAUGGAGAGUACGCAAUGUAUUCGAAAUAUUCGUAAGAAUAAAUGAAGAUGUACCUCUUGAUAGCAAGGUGACACAUACAAACUUCAGUUACAGAAAAAGUACAAAAAACGCGGGCUUUACAAUAUACAGAACAAAAGAAAAGAAUCCCGUUUACGUAACAGAUCGAGGAUGUGAACUUUUUGGGCAAUUAAAAUUGCAGAACGACAAAGACACUCAAUUAGAGACGCAAGGCAUAGAAGUUACGUUUAUGUUUGGGGACACUGAGCUUCAUGUGAUGGCUAAGGACACCUCUACAUGUAAGGUAGAGAGCAUGACGCUGGACUUGAACAAGUAGCACGUAUACUUUAAAGUAAAAUCCAUUAGUUACAUUUCAGGAUGAAUGACACCAGAUAUGUGGUGCCGUUUAUUCCCAUUAGCUACGGGCCUUCUUGGAAAACACAAAAGGUAAAAAAAAACAAUGUAUGAAAUAAUUUCCAAACACGAGUCUUCGAUAGUGUGUAUAGGUAUAGAUAAAUGGUGGAUCAUUCUUAAUUAUAUUAAAAUAAAAGAUUGGCGACAUGUUGAUAUGCCCUUUCGUUUAAACUGGAAACCAAUUUACAGAAGCUUCAAUACAGAAUUGUACAAAAAAUUAUAGGUACAAACUCAUUUUUAUUUAAAUUAAUAUAUGUCACUCCUGUCAGCCAACAGUUUUUUUUAUCUGAAAGUGAAAUUAAUAAACACAUAUUUUGGGAAUGUAAGUAUGUCAAUCAGUUAAUAGCAUAAUUGUUUUAUGGAUGUAAUCAUCGUUUGAAUCUUCUAAAUUUGCCUCCAUAUAAACUGGGACACAAAUCAUAAAACUUAAUAUUUGUUUUGAUACACAUGUUUAUUUAUUAUUGUAAAAUGAACAAAAGUAUACACACUCUUAAAGCUACAAAAUCGAACCUGUUGACUGUUUCAUGAAAAAGUAUUGUUCAUUAUUGUAAAAGCUUUUGAUUGUCGAGUACAUAAAAUGUGUUAUACUAUGCAUAUAUAACUUGUUACCUGUGUAUGAUAUUGAGUUGGUUGCUCUCAGCCAUCGCAUACCGAUUGACCAGGAGAAUACAAUAUAUUGAACUGCAAAAGUACGUAUGUUGAUCAUAUUCGGUGAUGUUCUGGCAAUAUGGCAUUUUCGCUGGUUAGCAUGUGUGUUUACCCUAUUGAAGAUAGUGUAAAGGAAGAACUUUUAAAAUGUAUGCGUUAUUGUGGAAAAGUUGCUACUGUAUCAAUACAUACCGUUAUCAUUAUAUGAGGAUGAAGACAACGAUCAGUCAUAAUAUGAAUGAAAUAUGAAAAAUAUGAACGAAAACUAUCGUAAAGGAUCAUCACUUCUUCCGAGACACUGAAAUAAAAGUGUUUACCCUA
This is a messenger RNA of Dreissena polymorpha, 2903 nucleotides long. Its product is annotated as heat shock 70 kDa protein 12B-like. The transcript has 5 exons. NCBI's taxonomy places the organism in Eukaryota, Metazoa, Mollusca, Bivalvia, Myida, Dreissenidae. The record is from RefSeq and is a predicted model, not a curated record. Gene Ontology annotation, molecular function: ATP binding; ATP-dependent protein folding chaperone. The coding region runs from base 142 to 1017 and encodes 291 amino acids.